AUGCCGGCUACCUGGAUUUCGUCAGAUGUGCCUGAACAGCAAACCCCAAAAUCCGCUCAGCAGGGCCGCUUUCAAAUGCCAGCGGAAAGCGCUCGCCACUCGCACACCUUGAUGGCUUUCCCAAGCAUGGAAUCCGCAGAAAGCGCAGAGCACCUUGAAGCGCUACAAUCCGAAGUGGUGCACAUCGCCAACGCUAUCUCCCGCUUCGAACCUGUCCACCUCUACGCCCAGGACGGACUCAUCUCACAAGCAAAAUCUAUGGUCAGCGACAAUGUUUCGGUUGGGCCAGCCACAGCAAGCGAACUCUGGAUCCGCGACAGCGGGCCGGUCUUCGUCCAAGACUUGCCGGCCGGUAAACGGACGGCAGUGAAGUUCAAUUUCAACUACUGGGGCGGCAAACUCCCGGCCAUUGGUGACGAGAACGUCGCUGCCCAGAUCGCUGCGCAUGAAAACGAAACAAUAGUAACCUCAAAAAUCACCAUGGAAGGAGGCGGCAUUGAGCAUGACGGCGAAGGGACUUUCCUCGGCACCGAAAGCUGUAUCAUCAACGAAAACCGUAAUCCCGGAUUCUCCAAGUCUGAAAUCGAGACCGAGCUCAUGGGCAAGCUCGGGGUCAGGCAUUUCAUCUGGAUACCUGGCGUCAAAGGCUACGAUAUCACAGACUACCACAUCGACGCGCUAGCACGCUUCACAUCACCUGGCGUCGUGCUCCUGAGCAAGCCUGGCCCUAAUGCGCAUUCCACCGCAAUCGACGUCUACAAUUCUGCCCGCUCUAUCCUCACAUCCGCAAAAGACGCAAAAGGCCGCAAAGUAAUCGUCUACGACUGCGAGGAACCGGACGCAACACUACUUGGACCACCAGAUCAACACAACGAAGUCAUUGGAUCGUAUGUCAAUUAUCUCCUUGUAAAUGGGGGCGUUAUCAUGCCCAAAUUCGGACAGGAAAGACAGGAUAUUGCGGCCUUUGAGUUGUUCAAACGAUUGUUUCCUGAGAGGGAGGUGGUGCAGGUGCCGAUCAACAUCUUGCCUAGGACGGGUGGAGGCAUCCAUUGUGCAACACAGCAAGUUCCGGAAAUCUGA
Messenger RNA from Cladophialophora psammophila CBS 110553, 1080 nucleotides. RefSeq lists its product as uncharacterized. Gene Ontology annotation, molecular function: agmatine deiminase activity; protein-arginine deiminase activity. The transcript has a single exon. The record is from RefSeq and is a predicted model, not a curated record. Gene Ontology annotation, biological process: putrescine biosynthetic process. Bases 1 to 1080 code for a protein of 359 amino acids. Lineage: Eukaryota; Fungi; Ascomycota; Eurotiomycetes; Chaetothyriales; Herpotrichiellaceae.